CCCUUGUCAGUGUCACAUGGAUAAGCGCGACGUCGUGUCGUGUGUCGCGUCGCAAUGGUAAUAAAAGUUCUGUCAGCAUAAGAAAAAUCAAAAUAAUAACAUAAACUCUGCGAAUAUCUACUUUUCUAAUAAAAUAAUUCAAAUUUUACAAUAUUUGGAUAGUUUUAACUGUCAUAAUGGAGGAAAUAUUCGAAGAAAUUGUGUACGUAAAACCGGAGCCAGAAGAACCGGUGGAUUAUCCUCUGUCACAGAUAGAAGUGAUAGCUUGCCCGCUGGAAAUCGACAUUCCGACGAACAGUCAGUUGGUGAACCAGUACUGCCGAUUGUGUUUACGCGAGAUGUCGACCCUAUUCCCUUUGAUGUCUCGCGUGCAGAACGUUAUGAUACCGGAUAUGAUAGCAGCGGUUACUGGCAUCUGCGUUAACUUGCGGGACAAGCUGCCCAAAAAGGUAUGCAUUCAAUGUUUGGUAAAGGUGGACUAUGCUUACCACAUUCGAAAGGAGUUCGCCGAGAGCAAUCAGGUGCUGAAAAAUUUCGCCGCCUCCAGGGUUGUGAAAUUGUGGGACCUUUUGAAGAAUUAUCAAAACGGUGUUUUGGCGAAGUCGGAAACAAGAUCAGAGAAACUUUUGCGAGAAAAUAGAGAUAUCAUAAGAAUGCGGUUGAUCAAAAAGGAGGAGCAAUUGGCCAACAUGAGUGGGGUUGAGUUGGUUGACAUGAUUGACAUAGCUGAGUCUAAGCCGUUGGUAAAUACAGAAAGAACCACCGAAAGCAAAUCAAUUCCACACAAUCAUGAAGUGAAAGCUGAAGGUGAAUUGCUGUCGCAAGAAAUUGAAAUGCAGUCUACAAAUGUAACGGAUAAUCAGGAAUGGUAUUCGGAGGACAAUUCUAUUGAAGAAAUUAUAUCAGUGAAAGAAGAACGUCCAGAAAAAAAUACCAAGGAAUCCAAAACUAUGAAAAUACUUCAUCACACAUUGGUAGUUGAAGAUACUGAACCUGAUCCAAACAAGUGCUAUAUUUGUCUUGAACAGUUUUCAAAUGUUAACAGUCUUGAGAUGCAUUUGCCAGACCACAUUGGAAUGGUACCUUUUCAAUGUCAAGAAUGCAAAGAUACCGUCAUGGAGACAAAAGCUAUCGCUACAGUCAUUAUGAUGCAUCGUCAUUUCCGGAUGCACGCGGCUCUCAACAAAUGUCCGGAGUGUCCCUUCCGUUGCUACAAAGCUGGUAACUUAUACAGUCACUUCAAAAGAUAUCACAUGACAGAUUCCAAAACGGAGCGCACGUGCGAAAUUUGUGGUGCCAAAAUAAAGAACCCGAAAACGUUCGAAAAUCACAAGCGUAUGCAUAAAGCGAUAGAGGAGAGUCGAUUCACGUGUUCGUUUUGCUCGAAAAAGUUUGCAACUCGAGCACGUUUGCAGCGCCACGAACGGAUCCAUACGAAUGAACGGCCCUACAGUUGUCGUUAUUGUGUCAAGUCUUUUACAAAUGAAACUAGUUUCCAAGCACACGAACGGCAACAUACCGGAGAGCGGGGCUAUCGUUGCGAAGUGUGCGGUAAAGGUUACAGCACGCAUAACGAGUUGAGUGCGCAUUUGGCGUCCGCUCAUAAACUGGCAACAGUUAAGCGGAGCGGAGAAAAUGCCAUCCAUAGAGGAAAGUAUUCAAAAAUACUAUUGAAAUGCGCGUCUGAAGGCUGCAACUUUGAGACAACAACUUACUCCAAAUACUACCAGCAUAGGGCGAAACACGUCCUGAGCUUCCACUGCCAGUACUGCGAAGAGCGGUUCCCUACCAAGCAACGGUUGGAAAUGCACGAAUUCGUUCAUACCAAUACAAAGCGAUAUUGCUGCGACAUUUGUGGCAAGAACUUCCGGUAUCGGGUUAGUUUUGUCGAGCACAUGGAUAGUCAUAACAAUAAACGAACGCAUACCUGUAAAAUAUGCAGUUUAUCGUUUGUCAGACAGCGCAAUCUUAAGGAACAUAUGAAAAAACAUUCAGACGAACUAGAAUAUGCGUGCCGUCACUGUGGUAAGAAGUUCAGAUAUCGAGCAGAUCUUUCAAAACACGUGAGAACGCAUACCAACGACAGCAGUAAAUCCCAACCGGAGGCAAUAGUCGAAUCGGAUGGCUCAAAUGAGAUGAACGAUAUGGUGGAUGCAGAAAAUUACGCAAUCGAGUAUUUGGAAGGAUGAGGUAGCUUUGUAUAAUUGUAAUUGUGCAUAAUACGAUAUACGAUACGUUUAU
Messenger RNA from Armigeres subalbatus, 2241 nucleotides. RefSeq names its product zinc finger protein 431-like. Gene Ontology annotation, molecular function: zinc ion binding; DNA-binding transcription factor activity, RNA polymerase II-specific; RNA polymerase II transcription regulatory region sequence-specific DNA binding. The record is from RefSeq and is a predicted model, not a curated record. The coding region runs from base 177 to 2189 and encodes 670 amino acids. Gene Ontology annotation, biological process: regulation of transcription by RNA polymerase II. The transcript is spliced from 5 exons. NCBI's taxonomy places the organism in Eukaryota, Metazoa, Arthropoda, Insecta, Diptera, Culicidae. Gene Ontology annotation, cellular component: nucleus.